GAAUGGGAAAAACAAACGAACAGAUAAAUAAGACUUUAAACACCAAUGAACGAAUCAUCCGACUAAACGUUGGCGGAAUGUCUUUCUGCACAACUUAUGGAACCUUAAAAUUAUCUCCUUAUUUUAAAGAACUACUUGAUGAUGGCACUAAAAAAAUCGAUGUGAUGGAGAACGGCGAACUUUUUAUUGACAGAGACGGGGAUUUGUUUAAUGAUAUCUUGGAAUAUUUAAGAAGCUAUGACAUUUGUUCGGAUAAUUUGGAGGAGCUGCAGAAUGAAGCCGAGUUUUAUAAACUGAAAAUUAUGAUCGAAAACAUUAAGCAAAUUUUACAUGAGAAGAAGCACUCCAAACAGAAACAAUAUGAACUGAUCACGGUUGAAGAGUUACAAAAAUUAUCUUCUUUGCCACCAGAUGAUUUAGAGGUUACCGUUCAUUCAUUUAGUGACAGCUAUGAACUGAUUUCGACGUUGAAGUGCAAAGAUCUGCAAUGGAUAUGUGGUCAACACGGAACUCCUUACUCAACAUGUCAAAGCAGUAGAUCUUAUCAUAACAGAGGCUGUGGCCUCAAUCAGGUUGAUGGGAGUAAAGAAGUUACUAUGUUGUUGAUAUCAAAAAAACCACAUCCCGGCCCGUGAGUUGCAUUAUCAUGCUUAUCUGUUAGCAUCAUAUAUAGCCACAUAUAAAAACCAAUGUUGAUGUUAAAUAGCUAAAAGAUAAAUAAACAUUAUUGCAGCGUUUAAAAAUUCA
This is a messenger RNA of Mucor mucedo, 747 nucleotides long. RefSeq lists its product as uncharacterized. Gene Ontology annotation, biological process: protein homooligomerization. The annotation marks the transcript as partial. NCBI's taxonomy places the organism in Eukaryota, Fungi, Mucoromycota, Mucoromycetes, Mucorales, Mucoraceae. Gene Ontology annotation, molecular function: protein binding. The transcript has a single exon. The record is from RefSeq and is a predicted model, not a curated record.